AUGCCUAUCAAAAAAGAACCCGCGGAGAUGACCACCUUCGAAAGAAGGCGGUUGGAGAAUAUCGCCGCCAACAAAGCGUUACUGACGGAUAUCGCGGCUACCGCUAAAAAUGUCAUACCAGAUAAACCAGCACCAAGAGCGCCUCCUAAGAAGAGGCCGCGGGCGGAGCCGGUAAAGAGGGAACCGGCCAGGCCGACUCGUAUGAGCUCUCGCCUGGCAGGCAUCGGCGCGGACAAUGAGACGCUGAAGCGGAAGCUGGAGGUGGAGGCGGAGUUCGAGGCCAGCAAGACGCAAGCGAAGAAGAUGAGAAUUGGGGAUGACCUCAGCCUCGGCGAUAUCGUGGUUGACGGCAAAAAAUACGGCAGCAGCGUUGCCGGGAUCACCGGCAUCUUCCGCGGCGCAGAACCCGGCGUGCGAACCUUUUCUGAGGACGACAUCAAAGAAACUACAGAUUCAGGAUUGAAGGAACUGCGUCUGCGAAUGAGCUCGCUCAAAUUAUACGAGCAUUGGGCUCCGAACGACAUCAAAAUUACACCCCAGCGUGUCUAUGCGCUCGGCUUUCACCCCAUUGAGGAUAAACCUAUUGUUUUUGCCGGCGAUAAAGAAGGCGCAAUGGGGGUUUUCGAUGGAUCCCAGACAGCGCCGGAAGCAGACGACGAGGAGGAAGAUGUUGAGGAUCCAGUUAUUUCCGCGUUCAAGACGCAUACGAGAACUAUUACAUCAUUCGUCUUUUCGCAUACAGACGACAAUGCCGUAUUCUCGUCGUCCUACGACUCGUCUAUACGGAAAAUGGACCUCGAAAAAGGCGUUUCAACCCAGAUCUUUGCUCCAAAGGAUCCCCACGACGAUAUGCCAAUCUCAGCGCUUGAUAUGGCCUCAUCAGAGCCCAACAUCCUCUACUUUUCCACGCUGGAUGGGAGUGUCGGCCGGUAUGAUUUAAGAGACCCGAAAUCUGAAGAGCUAUGGACCCUGUCAGAGCAGAAAAUCGGUGGUUUCUCGCUACAUCCCCUACAGCCACAUCUCCUAGCAACGGCCUCUCUGGAUCGAACGAUUAAAAUCUGGGAUCUGCGCAAGGUCAUGGGCAAAGGCGAGCUGCGGCAUCCCGCGCUUCUGGGCGAGCACUCUUCCCGACUUUCUGUCUCGCACGCGUCGUGGAGCGCGGGUGGCCAGCUGGCCACGUCGUCAUAUGACGACACAAUCAAAAUCUACAACUUUGCUGAGGCCGGAAAAUGGCCUCCUGGUCAAGACAUCGAUGAGUCGGAACUUGAGCCUGCUCAUAUAAUUCAGCACAAUAACCAGACCGGGCGCUGGGUGACCAUUCUCAAGCCGCAAUGGCAGCUGCGACCCAAAGACGGUUACCAAAAGUUUGCCAUUGGUAACAUGAAUCGCUUUGUGGACAUUUUCGCGUCAGAUGGAAGCCAGUUGGCGCAGCUUGGCGGUGACGGCAUCACAGCAGUCCCCGCGGUAGCGCAUUGCCAUCCCAGCAUGGACUGGGUCGCUGGCGGUAACGGCAGUGGGAAACUGUGCUUAUGGACGUAA
Molecule: messenger RNA, 1539 nt
Organism: Cordyceps fumosorosea ARSEF 2679
Lineage: Eukaryota; Fungi; Ascomycota; Sordariomycetes; Hypocreales; Cordycipitaceae
Product: WD repeat containing protein
Exons: 2
Coding region: 1-1539 (512 amino acids)
Biological process (GO): regulation of DNA damage checkpoint
Cellular component (GO): nucleus
Molecular function (GO): protein binding; DNA binding
Source: RefSeq, a predicted model, not a curated record